AAAAAGCUGGAGAAUGCAUGAUAAAUUUGACAUGAUUUAGAGUAGCCAACAAACCAGUAGCUUCGGAGCUGCCAUUAAUGGAGCUUAAUGGUUCUGAAUGUACUGCUCAACAAAGUUCUGCAGGAAAAUGGAUGAUCCUUGGCUUAUUGUCUGCUGUGCUGUUUUCUUCUGCAGUGGCUUAUGAUCCGUUGGAUCCUACGGGGAAUAUUACAAUAAAGUGGGAUGUAAUCUCAUGGACUGGUGAUGGAUAUGUGGCCGUUGUAACAAUGAACAAUUUCCAAAUGUUCCGUCACAUAAUGAGCCCCGGCUGGACCUUGGGCUGGUCAUGGGCGAAGAAAGAGGUCAUCUGGUCCAUGGUCGGCGCUCAAACCACGGAGCAAGGCGACUGCUCCAAGUUCAAAGGCAACAUCCCCCAUUGCUGCAAGAAGACGCCCACAGUCGUCGAUCUGCUCCCCGGCGUCCCCUACAACCAGCAGAUCGCCAACUGCUGCAAGGGAGGGGUGAUCGCCGCAUGGGGUCAGGAUCCAUUGCAGUCCGUCGGAGCGUUUCAGGUCAGCGUAGGGCUUUCCGGCACGACGAACAAGACGGUGAAGCUGCCGACGAACUUUACCUUGCUGGGACCUGGACCGGGAUACACCUGCGGCCCGGCGAAGAUUGUGCCGCCCACCACUUUCCUCACGCCGGACCUUCGCCGGAAAACACAGGCGCUCAUGACAUGGAAUGUAACUUGCACCUACUCACAAUUCCUAGCCUCCAAGAACCCCAGCUGCUGCGUUUCCUUGUCUUCUUUCUACAACAGUACAAUCACUCCUUGCCCAACUUGUGCCUGUGGCUGCAAGAACAAAAACUGCAUCAAAAGUGACUCGAAGCUUCUGAGUGUGGCGGGGGUCAACACGCCGAGGAAGGACAACGCGCCGUUGCUCCAGUGCACGACGCACAUGUGUCCGAUACGCGUGCACUGGCAUGUGAAGCUCAAUUAUAAAGAUUAUUGGCGCAUCAAAAUCGCUGUCACGAACUUCAACUAUCGCCUAAAUUACACGCAGUGGACGCUUGUCGUGCAGCACCCCAAUCUCAACAAUGUCACUGAGGUGUUCAGCUUUGAUUACAAGCCUUUGGUGCCCUACCAAUCCAUAAAUGACACGGGCAUGUUCUAUGGAAUGAAAUACUUCAAUGACCUACUAAUGGAAGCUGGGCCUUUGGGGAACGUGCAGUCGGAGGUACUCAUGGAGAAGAACAUCGACACUUUCACCCUCAAAAAUGGCUGGGCAUUCCCUCGAAAAGUAUACUUUAAUGGAGACGAAUGCAUGCUACCAUCACCAGACACAUAUCCUCAUUUGCCUAACUCUGCUCCAAUUUAUAUCGAUGACAGAGAGGAAUUGAGCUCUGCACAUGCAAAAUUAAUGAAUAAGGACCAUGUGCUGAAAGAUGGUUUCUCAAACAGAUAUUUGAGCUCUAAGUCAAUGAAUGGAGGUAGAUGAUAGGACAAAGCUGACAUUAGACCUCUAUCACACGUCCCUCGUCGUCAAUUUUUUAUCACAAGGACUCGUUGCCACUUUUCCGAUGUGUUCUGUCACUCUUCUAAUCAAAGUCAAGUCAGUUGGCAA
Messenger RNA from Phalaenopsis equestris, 1604 nucleotides. Its product is annotated as COBRA-like protein 4. The coding region runs from base 78 to 1478 and encodes 466 amino acids. The transcript is spliced from 8 exons. Gene Ontology annotation, biological process: cellulose microfibril organization; plant-type cell wall cellulose biosynthetic process. The record is from RefSeq and is a predicted model, not a curated record. NCBI's taxonomy places the organism in Eukaryota, Viridiplantae, Streptophyta, Magnoliopsida, Asparagales, Orchidaceae. Gene Ontology annotation, cellular component: plasma membrane.